AACAAUGUCGUAUGAUUGUCUACUGCUAGACGGAUAGGCGCCUUUCUUAUAGGGAGGACUGAAGAACGAAUAAUAAACGAAGUUCAUUGUUCAGUUAAAAUUUGACCACGAAACUUAACACAUAAGUUUACACGUAUAAAUAUAAUUUUUUUUAAAUUGAAGCCUUAGAAGUACAAAAAAUGGGUAUGCUAAAUAUUUAUUGGAAAUUUUUUAUGGCUGUUGGACUUUGGAGACCAAUUAAAUGGCAUGGUUUAAAAGCACAUCUAUACAAUUGUUAUACUAUGUUUGUCAUGUUAAUGAACUAUUUAUUUUUUAUGACUGGAGUAAUGGAUAUUAAUUUUAGAAAUAUUGAUUUUUUUGGUUCAAUUGAUAUUAUUACACUGAUGUUACAGUCUAUUGAGAACUUUGCAAAAAUAUUUUGCUUGGUCAAAAAACGUAAUGAUCUAUUAAAUUUAAAUAUUUAUCUUCACAGCGAGCCAUUUAAUUUACGAAAUGACGAUGAAAUAUUGAUACAAAAAAAGUAUGAUGACAUUAAUAGGAUUGUCAAUUUUGUUUGUUUAACAUUAGGGCUUUUAUCAACGUUAUGGUAUACCGGGUUUAAUGCUUUUCAAAUGAUUAUGCCAACAGUGUUACCUUAUAGAAGUAAAAUGCCGUUUAAUUAUUCUGAGCCAAAAAUAUUCAUUAUAACAGCUGCAAGUCAAUGCUAUACAGUAGUCACUAUUGGUAUUAUUAAUACUACAUUUGGUAUAUUAUUUCCAAGCAUGAUGUUGCAAAUUUGUGCUAAGAUUUGUAUACUCCAAUAUCGUUUUCGAAUGAUAAUUACCAAAUUAGAAAAUAAUGAUUAUAAGAGUAAUGAUAAUUUGAGUGUUGAAAAAACUAAUGAAAAUUCACCAAAAUAUUUAAUUGCUAAAUGGGUCGAAAGUCAUAUUGCACUUUUACAUUUAUUUAAAUGUGCUAAUAGCCUGUUUGCAGAAACUGUUUUUAUUCAUUAUGUUAUUAAUUCGUUUGUUAUGUGUACACUGACACUUUUACUGAGUCGAUCUAGUUUCGAUAUUUCUCUUAUUGUUAAUGCAUUUUAUUUUGCUCUUAAAUGUGUUCAACAAUUUGGUCAGUGUGCUUCUGCACAUCAAGUAACUUUAGAGUUUGAAGAUCUUCGUCAUGUCAUUUUUUCAACUAAUUGGUAUGCCAUUGAUGUGGAAGUCCAAAAAUUACUUACGAUAAUAAUGUCAAAAACUAUAAAAGAUGUUAUUUUUGUUAGUGGAUAUUUUGUAGAUUUAUCUCUGGAUUCAUUUAAAAGCAUAAUGAAAUUAUCAUAUACUAUCUUCAAUGUGAUUGAUCAGUGAUUGGGGUGUUGAAAACAACAAAUGAACCUGAUACAUAUAACAGUUAGGAUUAUUGAGACAUGUUUUUUAUAUACAUAGUAAAUAAUAUAGUAGGUGCUAUAGUGCUGUGAAAUUUGUAAUUUAGUUUUUGCGUUCAUUGGUUAGUAAUUAAUAAAUUAUUAUUUAUUUAUAAUUUAUUAUAGUAGAAUAUUUUUUUAGUGGAAUAAAUAAA
Messenger RNA from Microplitis mediator, 1554 nucleotides. Its product is annotated as odorant receptor 2a-like. Gene Ontology annotation, biological process: sensory perception of smell; detection of chemical stimulus involved in sensory perception of smell. The coding region runs from base 180 to 1343 and encodes 387 amino acids. The transcript is spliced from 5 exons. Gene Ontology annotation, molecular function: odorant binding; olfactory receptor activity. Gene Ontology annotation, cellular component: plasma membrane. The record is from RefSeq and is a predicted model, not a curated record. NCBI's taxonomy places the organism in Eukaryota, Metazoa, Arthropoda, Insecta, Hymenoptera, Braconidae.